GAUGGAGCAAGUUCUCGCGAUGCAAGCAAAAUUGGUCCGCUCACCCUCUUGCGCGGACGGGGCCAAAGGGAUGGAACACACUUAUCCUUCAGUGGCCGCGACAGUUCUGAUGCAUCUUCGCUUGUGAUAAGUCUCGAGAAUUGGUAUUUCAGACUCUCGCGGGCAGCCUGUUCCCUAGUCGAGAGCCCUGGCCUUGCGCAAACAAACACGAAAUGCCUUCCACAGUCAAGCUUGGAGAGUACCUGUUUACCCGCCUUCAUCAACUGGGAGUGCGCUCGAUCCAUGGGGUACCAGGCGACUACAACUUGACCUUGUUGGAUCAUAUCGAACCUUCAGGACUCCAUUGGGUCGGGAAUUGCAAUGAGCUGGAUGCGGGAUAUGCUGCGGAUGGCUAUGCACGAAUCAAUGGCCUGGGAGCACUCAUAACCACGUUCGGGGUCGGCGAGCUGUCAGCCAUCAAUGCCAUCGCUGGAGCAUACUGCGAACGAGCAGCAGUGGUACAUAUCGUUGGCACUCCCGAAAGAGCUGUUCAGGAUUGUCGCCUGAAGGUUCACCACACCUUUGCUGAUGGCAACUUUGACCGCUUCGCUCAGAUGCACGCCCAGAUCACAGUGGCACAGGCGAGUCUUAAGGAUCCCCAGUCGGCACCGGAGCAAAUUGACGCGAUCUUGAAGCAAUGUCUUUUGCACAGCAGACCCGUCUAUCUCCAGGUGCCGGUUGACCUGGUGGAUGCAUCCGUUGAAACUGGCAGAUUGCGGUCAGAGUGUCUAUUGGCGGACCUCACUUUGGCAGAGAUCAAGCCCACACCAGCCCAGGAUCGGGCGCUGUCAAUAGUCCUGGACAAGAUCAAAACCGCCAAGCGACCAACCAUUUUGGUAGACGGCGAGAGCAGAGCACUUCGGAUCACUGAGGACGUCCAGCGCAUUGUUCAACUCACGAAGUGGCCCACCUGGGUGACGGUAUUCGCGAAGGGUCUUGUGGACGAGACGGCUUCCAACGUUCACGGAGUCUACCGAGGCAGCUACGAUCCAAAGGCGAAAGCUUUCGUCGAUAAUUCAGAUCUUGUUUUAUGUUUCGGUCCUCACUUUAGCACCACCAACACUUUCGACACUACCAGCAUUCCUCCUCAAGCAGUCACUAUCAGCUUCACAGACAACGAGAUUCGGGUAGGCGAGCAAACAUAUCGCGACAUCCCCACCAGAUCUGCGGUGUCGCGCUUGCGACAGGAGCUGAGUGCCCUGGAUUUGGAUCUUCCGGCAACGCAGGAGGCCGAGCUACCAGGUAAAGCCCGCAAAGGGUGCUUGUCAUCGCUUCCGAGCGAACAGAGUAUCACACAAGACCGAUUGUGGCAUCUCCUCGGCAACUUCAUCCGAGAAGGCGAUAUUGUCCUGGGAGAGACCGGCACUGCAGGCUACGGCAUCCAAGAGAUGGCACUUCCACCGCAUACGCGCGUAUUUGCACCGGUGACUUGGCUCUCGAUUGGGUAUAUGCUUCCGGCGGCUCAAGGAGCAGCUCUAGCGCAAAGAGAGCUGAUAGCUUCUUCGGUUUAUCACGGUAUCAACCAGGCGCGUACUGUGCUCUUCAUCGGCGAUGGCAGCUUCCAGAUGACCGUGCAGGAGCUUGGUACCAUCAUACGUGAAAAGCUGGAUGUCAUAAUCUUCCUGCUCAACAAUGAUGGCUACACGAUCGAACGAUGUAUUCAUGGCUUGAAGAAGCGGUACAACGAUAUUGCCCCUUGGCGCUAUACGCAAGCGCCCCAUUUCCUGGGAGCUGACGAUGAUGUCUUUACGGCCACCGUGAAUACCUGGGGAGAAUUGCAGCGAGUGCUAUCGUCGCCAAAGUUCACCAGCGGCAGCGGGUUGAGAAUGGUGGAAAUCAUGCUCGACCGGGAGGAUGUGCUGGAAGGCCCUCUGCUUGAUUUGCUCCGGGAGGAACGGAAGGCAAGCUCUGGAGAAUCGUAGCAUAACCACGGAGAGCAUUCGCAGAUAUGGUUUCGUUUCAGCCUGGACCAUCCGAUGCCCUUUGUUUGGGACGAUCUAGUAUAGGGGAAGCAUAUUACAUAUUACCCCUUCAAUCGUAUAUGGCCGCGAGCCAUU
Molecule: messenger RNA, 2096 nt
Organism: Cladophialophora immunda
Lineage: Eukaryota; Fungi; Ascomycota; Eurotiomycetes; Chaetothyriales; Herpotrichiellaceae
Exons: 1
Coding region: 213-1961 (582 amino acids)
Molecular function (GO): thiamine pyrophosphate binding; carboxy-lyase activity; magnesium ion binding
Source: RefSeq, a predicted model, not a curated record